Messenger RNA from Trichosurus vulpecula (common brushtail), 9389 nucleotides. It is a transcript of the gene SETD1B, whose product is annotated as SET domain containing 1B, histone lysine methyltransferase. NCBI's taxonomy places the organism in Eukaryota, Metazoa, Chordata, Mammalia, Diprotodontia, Phalangeridae. Gene Ontology annotation, molecular function: histone H3K4 methyltransferase activity; protein binding; RNA binding. Gene Ontology annotation, cellular component: Set1C/COMPASS complex. The transcript is spliced from 18 exons. The record is from RefSeq and is a predicted model, not a curated record. The coding region runs from base 223 to 6177 and encodes 1984 amino acids.
GGUGUAUUGUGGGAUGUGCGGGGACUGGGAGCCGAGCCGCUGCCGCCAGCCGCCUCCUCCAGCAGCGGCAGCAGCAGCAGCAGCCGCCGCCGCCGCAGCAGCAGCAGCAGCCUCAGCUAGCCCCCGGUCCGGCCGCCCCAGCCUCGGCUCCCGCGGGGAACACCAUGUACAGGCUGGUCGCGCAGGGAGGCCGGCGCCCGGCGGGGAUGUUGGGUUAACGGCAUGGAGAGCAGUAGCCACCACCACCACCAGCAGCCUGGACCGUCGGGGGAGAAGAGAAACCACCAUUGGAGAAGUUACAAGUUGAUUAUUGACCCAGAGCUCAAGAAGGGGCAGCACAAACUCUACCGUUAUGAUGGACAGCAUUUUAGCAAGGCUACUCAGUGCUUUCUCUCGGUGAAAAUCGAGGACCCGAGAGUCAGAAGGACAUGGACAAAAACCAAGGAGUUGGAACUUCGUGUCCCCAAAUUCAAGAUCGAUGAGUUCUACGUGGGCCCUGUGCCUCCCAAGCAGGUGACUUUUGCCAAACUGAAUGACAACAUCAGGGAAAACUUCCUGACCGACAUGUGCAAGAAAUAUGGGGAGGUGGAGGAGGUGGAGAUCCUUUACAACCCCAAGAACAAGAAACAUUUGGGCAUUGCCAAGGUGGUCUUUGCCACUGUAAAGGGGGCUCGGGAGGCCGUGCAGCAUCUACACAACACCUCGGUCAUGGGCAACAUCAUUCACGUGGAGCUGGACACUAAAGGAGAAACUCGGAUGCGAUUCUAUGAGUUGCUGGUGAAUGGCCUGUAUACCCCCCAGACCCUCCCAGUGGGCCUCGAGCUGGACACUUCCCCAACAGUCAAUAAAACUUUACAGUUAACGGAUGCCUUGAAGCGCCUGAAGGAUGGUAGCAGUAGCGCAGCCUCGGCGGGCUCCUCGGCAUCGGUCACUCCCAACAGCAGCACGCCCUUCUCCCACGAUACCGCCUAUUCGAGCAGCCGCCUGGACACCCCCAACUCCUAUGGCCAGUGCACGCCUCUCACACCCCGCCUGGGCACCCCCUUCUCCCAAGACUCCAGCUACUCCAGCCGCCAGCCCACGCCAUCUUACCACUACAGCCAAGACUCGGGCUACAAGGCCCGCCGUCAUGAGACCAAGUUCACCGACGCCUACAACCGCCGGCAUGAGCACCACUAUGUCCACAACUCGUCUGGGGCUUUCCGCUCCUCUGAGCACACAUUUGGUGCUGUGGCCGCCUCUGGCAGCGGGAGUGGAGGAGGCGGAAGCAGCUCCUAUAAGCCCCACCUACAGCCAGAGGCCCCCCAGUAUUCCCAUACUCCCCCCUCGGCCCCCCUGGGCCACACUAGCUCCAACUACAAGUCAGCCUUCUCCCCGUAUCAGGCUCCGGCCCUGUUUGCCCCGCACCCCGAGGAGCCAGCCACUCUGCCAGCCUUUGCCCAGGGGGGCCGGGACAGUGGAGAGUACCGCCGGACACAGCCCCCGGCAGAGCCCCCGGCUGUUGUUGCUCCUCUGGCCAAAGAGAGACCCGAGACUCCUCCUGGGCCGCCGCCACCGCCACCACCCCCUGAGCUGAACAGCCUGGAGCCGGGUGGGGGCCCUAACUUUGGGUGGAGCCCUGAGCGUUGCAAUAGCCCUGGGACACCGACCUUGGAAUCAUCCCCAUCAACCUCAGAGAAGCCUCACGACAGCCUCGAUUCCCGCAUCGAGAUGUUACUGAAGGAGCAGAGAACCAAACUACCUUUCCUGCGGGAGCAUGAUUCAGACACGGAGCUGCGCAUGGAGGGCAGCCCCAUCUCUUCCUCCUCCUCUCAGCUUUCCCCACUGCCUACCUUUGGCUCCAAUUCCCAACCAGGCUUCCGAGGCCAGACCCCAUCCUCCCGCCCCUCCAGCACAGGCCUGGAGGACAUCAGCCCGACCCCCCUGCCAGACUCGGAUGACGAGGAAGACCUGGGCUUGGCUCUGGGCCUGGGCCCCCGACCCCCACCUGAGCCAGGCCCCCCCGACCCAGCUGGUCUUCUGGGCCACGGGGCCGAGACAAGCAAGGAGAUGUCUGGGGAGAGGACGCCCACUUCGGAAAAGAUGGAUGAGGGUCAGCAGUCCUCAGGUGAGGACAUGGAGAUCUCAGACGACGAGCUGCCCUCUGCACCAAUCACUAGCGCUGACUGCCCCAAGCCCAUCGUGGUGAACUCGUCAGUCACCACCCCGGCAGUGCUGGCGACAGCCAUCCCCCUGCCACCCCCUGGCUUCCCGCCACCACUGCCGCCUCCGCCACCCCCUCCUCCCCAGCCUGGUUUCCCCAUGCCGCCCCCAUUGCCCCCACCGCCACCGCCACCUCCGCCCCCCACCCACCCGGCCGUAACGGUGCCACCCCCACCCUUGCCGGCGCCACCACCUCCCCCAGGGGUGCCCCCGCCCCACAUCCUGCCCCCGCUACCUCCCUUCCAUCCGGGCAUGUUCCCCAUGAUGCAGGUGGACAUGAUGAACGUACUGGGUGGCCAGUGGGCUGGGAUGCCCAUGUCCUUCCAGAUGCAGACACAGAUGCUUAGCCGAAUGAUGCAGGGUCAGGGUGUGUGCCAGUACCCACCAUUCAUGGGUAGUGGUAUGCAGUUUGUGAAUCUACCCCCCUACCGGCCCUUCUCCAUGGGUGCCACGGUGGGACGGGGCCAACAGUGGCCCCCGCUGCCAAAGUUUGACCCCUCGGUACCACCUCCGGGGUAUAUGCCCAAGAAGGAAGACCCACACAAGGCCACUGUGGAUGGCGUGCUGUUGGUGAUCGUCAAGGAGCUGAAGGCCAUCAUGAAGCGGGACCUGAACCGUAAGAUGGUGGAGGUCGUAGCCUUCCGGGCUUUCGAUGAAUGGUGGGAUAAGAAGGAACGGAUGGCCAAGGCAUCACUGACCCCUGUGAAAUCAGGCGAGCAUAAGGACGAGGAGAGGCCAAAGCCCAAAGAUCGCCUCACAUCCUGCCUGCUGGAGACUUGGAGCAAGGGCGAAGGGCUGGGAUACGAGGGCAUGGGGCUGGGCAUCGGCCUUCGUGGGGCCAUCAGGCUGCCCUCUUUCAAGGUAAAGAGGAAGGAACCACCAGACCCAGCCUCUACUGGAGACCAGAAGAGAUUGCGGCCCUCCACCUCUGUAGAUGAGGAAGAUGAAGAGUCAGAGAGGGACAGAGACAUAUCUGACAUCCCCUCAGACCUCACCAAGAAGGACCCCGAUGGCGUCAGUAUCCGGAGGCGGCCGGCCCGGCCCCUGGAGCUGGACAGCGAGGGGGAGGAAGAGGAUGACAAGGAGGAGUCCUCUUCGUCAUCCUCAUCUUCGUCUUCAUCAUCGUCAUCGUCCUCCUCUUCUUUGUCAUCAUCGUCAUCGUCAUCCUCAGAGAAAGAGGAGGAUGAGGAGGACGGGCUAGCCAAGACCUCCUCUGACAAGGAGGAGGAGGAAGAGGAGGAUGUCGAUGAGGAAGAGGAUGAGGAGGAGGAAGGGGAUGAAGAGGAAGAUGAAGAAGAAACAGCUGAGGUGGAAAUUAGCGAGAAAGAGGAGGAGCUGGACUCUGAAGGAGAGGAUGUUGGAAGCAUGACCUCUUCCAAAGCAGAGGCUGUGUCCUCCGAAGAAAGCGAGGACUCUUCAGAUUAUGAGUCCAGUUCAGAGUCUGAGGAGGAGGAUGAGGAAGAGGAGGAAGAGGAAGAAGAGGAGGAGGAGGAGGCUGAGUCCGAGGAAGUAGUAGAGGAGACAGCAGCUGGGGAAGGCCAAGACCUGCCGGGAGCUGGGGAACCGGCCAUGGAGGCAAGAGCGCUGGUCGAGGAUGAUGACGAGGUGGUGACCAUCCUGGAGCUGACGCCGGUGGUGGAUGAGCCAGACCUGCCCAUCUUGGGGGCGGAGGAGACGGCAGGAGUCGGGGAUGCCCCGGAGUUGCCGGGCCUCAAGCAGGUGGGAGAGAUGUUGGCAGAGCUGCCUGCUUCAGCUGGUCCCCCAGAGCCACCAAGGCACCUUACCCCGUCACCUGUGGAUGCUUCAGGGGAAGAGUUAGAGACGGACCUGGAACCUGCAGAGAUCCCCAAGGAGACGUCUUUGCGGCAACUACAACGAUUGCCCAGCCCGCCUGGCCUCCCCCCAGAGGCCACACCUCAGCAGGCCAGCUUCCUUCGGGAGGCUGAGGUGGAGGGCCGGCCCCACACCCUAGGCCCCAAGGUGGUCCUUCCUCUGGAGCCAGAGCCCCUUAGGCUUCAGCCUCUGUUUCCUGCCAGGCCUCCCCAGCCACUGCCUCUCCUGGAAGAGCCGCUACCUGAAGAACCACCGCCCCGGACGCCAGGCCGGGACCCUCUGGCAAAGUCCCAGAGCACAGAGACUGUGCCAGCCACACCGGGCAGUGAUACUCCCCUCACUGCCAGCAGCCUGGCCCUCAGUUCCCCCCAGGUUCCCAGCAGCCCCUUCUCCUACCCGUCUCAGUCCCCAGGGCUCAGUGGCGGUGGCAUCCCUCGGACGCCUGGGCGAGACUUUAGCUUCACACCUACUUUUCCGGAGCCUGUGGGGCCCCUACCGCUGUCUGUGUGCUCCCUUCCACCUGGCAAGAAGCUCCCUGGGGAUGAUCGGCCAGGGCCUGGUGCUCCAGCUUCUUCCAGUCCCCUAGAAACCAGUUUCCCCCUGCCCGUCUCUCUCCCGGUGCCACUUUCAGUACCAGUUCCUCUGCCAGUCCCUCUACCUCUUCCUCCAGGUCCACUGCUACCCCGCUCCUCCACCUUGCUACCUCUGCCCUUGACUUUGCCCCUGGCUCUUCCUCUGGCCCCUUCCCUACCAACCCCCUGUCCUCCUCCCACGAAAAGGAAGCCAGGGAGGCCCAAACGUUCCCCUCCAGCUGUGCUCACCCUGGACGUGCCUCCGGGAAGGCUCACCACUUUGCCUCCUGAGGCAGCGGGCCCCAAGCUGCUGCUGCUGGCAGGGCAGCCCCCUGCCGCUGCCUCCUUCCACGGGGCACCAGACCCCCGAGUUGUGACAUUGGACUUUAGGAACGACGGGGGCCUCCCUCCCCCACUCCCGCCCCCACCGCCACCUCCACCCCCGCCCGAUGAGGCCACCAAGCUCCCUUUCAAAGAGCUUGAGAAUCAGUGGCUGGAGGAGCCACCUCCUCCCAGCCGAGGGCCAGAGGAGGAAGUGGAGAGUGGUGACGGAGGGGGCUUCAGCAAACCCAAAUUGCCUUGGCGCCGACCUCCUAAGAAGCGGCACGAGGACAUGGUUGUGCCCCCCCUGCCGCCACCUUCCCCCGACUUCUCGUCACCCCAGCGGCCCCUCUUCCGGCCCCGCUCGGAGUUUGAGGAGAUGACCAUCCUGUAUGACAUCUGGAACGGUGGAAUCGAUGAGGAAGACAUCCGUUUCCUAUGUGUCACCUAUGACCGGCUCCUCCAGCAGGACAAUGGCAUGGACUGGCUCAAUGACACGCUUUGGGUCUACCAUCCCUCCACCAGCUUCUCUACUCCCAAGAAGAAAAAGCGAGAAGACGGCAUUCGGGAGCACGUAACCGGCUGCGCCCGCAGUGAAGGUUACUACAAGAUCGACAAGAAGGACAAAUUAAAAUACCUCAACAACAGCCGAGCCUUUGCCGAGGAGCCCCCAGCAGACACCCAGGGCAUGAGCAUCCCUGCCCAGCCACAUGCCUCCACUCGGGCAGGCUCCGAACGCCGCUCGGAGCAACGGCGCCUUCUCUCCUCCUUCACGGGAAGUUGUGACAGCGACCUGCUCAAAUUCAACCAAUUAAAGUUCCGGAAGAAAAAGCUGAAAUUCUGCAAGAGUCACAUCCACGAUUGGGGCCUUUUCGCCAUGGAGCCCAUCGCAGCUGACGAAAUGGUCAUCGAGUACGUGGGACAGAACAUCCGGCAGGUAAUCGCAGACAUGCGGGAGAAGCGCUAUGAGGACGAGGGCAUCGGGAGCAGCUACAUGUUUCGGGUUGACCACGACACAAUCAUCGACGCGACAAAGUGUGGCAACUUUGCCAGGUUCAUCAACCACAGCUGUAAUCCAAACUGCUAUGCCAAGGUCAUCACCGUGGAGUCCCAGAAGAAGAUUGUCAUCUACUCCAAACAACAUAUCAACGUCAAUGAAGAAAUCACCUAUGAUUAUAAAUUCCCCAUCGAGGAUGUCAAGAUCCCCUGUCUGUGUGGCUCUGAGAACUGCCGGGGGACCCUAAACUAGGAUGCCAGGGAGCUGGGCGUGCUUUGCCAAAAAAGAAAAAGAAAGGGAAGAAAGGAAGGCCCCGCCAAUCCAGCCCGGUCCAACGAGUUGCUUUGGGCACAGGCUCCUCCGAGCCCAGCUCUCCCUAGCCCAUCUUCUGGUGCUGUCCCUCACCCCAGGCCCAGCUCGGGGCCACCCCAACACUACCCACCCUCCUGAAUUCUCUCUUCCUCCUCUUCCUCCUCCCUGUGGGAAAAGAUGCUCCCUCCCUCUCAGAUUUUUGAAUUAUUAUCUUUAAUGAAUUUUUUUAAAGUCACACAUAUUCCCUCACCCACAAAUGCUGCUACAUUUUUUUUUUCCUCCUCAAAAAAAACAAGGAUAAAAAAAAGACAUUUUUCACCAUUCAAAUGUGGAGCCAGAGAUGGAGGGAGAAGUAUUAUGUUUUUUGGAAGAGAGGUUAGGGUGCAGAGUUUGGAGGAGGAGGAAGAACAGGGACCUUGGGUGCCGAGAUGAUGGCCGUUGGCUCCCUGUCCUUAGUAUGUUUCGGGAGCCUUCCCUUCUCUGCCCACCCCCACCGAUGUUCAGUUCUCUUAAGACCCUGCCCUGCCCUUCAGCCCUAACGUUAACCUUGGGGUGCCAGAGGAGGGAGCAGGGAGAGGGGCAAGGCCCUCCCUUCUCCAUAACACUAUUCCUCUGAGUGUCACCCAAGGCUUGGCUAGGAGGCCCUUGGUUAGGAUGAAGUCUCUGGUAGGGGAAGGACCCUGGCCAAGUGGGCCCUUGUAGCCCUUGCUCCUCAGGAUCCUGGACGUUCUCCGUCUCAGCCUUGGGGAGCAGAGACAUACCGAAAGCCAAUGAUUAGUCUCCUGCCCCACCCCAAUGUCCUUCCCUUUCUCCUACCCUGCCCCAGCCCCUCCCCUCCCCCCAGCUCCUCCAUCUGUUGGGAUGGCCUUCAGUGCUCACUCACUCUUCCCCUCCCUCACUGGGUCUGAGCUGGAGACCUGCAGCUAUUCAUGUGAGGUUGGGGAGGGUGGGGCUGGUCUGCUUGGCUUUUACUCUCUCUCUCUUUUUUCUUGAUCUGUCUUCCUUCCCUGGUGCUGGGGAGCCGGGCAGGUGCUAUGUAUAUGUUGGGAAGUGGGACAGAACUGGGCAUGGGGGAGCCUGGCUUCUUGAGGUUCACCUUCUCAGACCGUGUUUCUUGCCCUUGCCUCCACCUCCCACCCCAUGGCCACCCCUGGGAGCUAGCAGGGGACAUGCCUGGAUCUCUAAAAUGUUUACUUUCUCAUUCAGAUGCCAGCAAGAAGGGGGUUAGACAGAGUGGUCAGGGUGAGGGUGAGCUUUCCCUCCCCUGAGCCGCCAGCCUGCCCCCCGAUAGCCAGCAGCCAGGGCAGGGCCCUUUCGGUGCUGUGUGGUUUACUCCCCAAGAGCCUAGGGAAGGGGACUGGGCAGGGGCUCCCAUGGGUGGGAGCCCCCCUAGUGCUUGGCUCGUCCAGGCUGGAUCCUUCCCUGGCAGAUACGGUGGAAACCCAGGGGAGAAGAGGCCCGAGGGCUACUCCCCAAGGCUAAUGUGCUUCCUACCCUCUACCCUUUUCCCUACCUCUUCCUUUCUCUGCCAUUACGGGUUGUCUUUUAUGAUAGGUGUUUCUCUUUCAGAAGACACACCACAAAACUUUCAUCUGCUCUCUGCUGGGAUCCCUGGGCCCGGGGACACCAUUGGGCUUCCCUCACCUCAUUCUGUCCAUCCAUCUAUCCGUCCGUCCGUCUGUCCUACUUACCACCAGCCUGUCCACUUCCCUGUCUCUAUCCAGGAUCCCCAGGGUGGAACCAGGGAGGGACGGGAACCCAUCUUGAAGAUAUUUAUACUGAAAAAAAAUGCAAACAGUUUCAUUUUCUCCCGUGAGGAAGGAAAAAGAAAACGAUUUUUUAAUGUUGGACAGAAAUCUCCAGUAGCUUUCAGUAGGUGUGUCCCCCAUCCCCCGCACCCCAAAAUCUUUCAAGAUUCAUUUCAAUGCUUUUUGUGUAUAGAACAGGAAAGACUAAAAGGACACAUAAAAAAAGCCACAAGCGUUUUGGAGUAAAAAUCAACGCCUCAUCUGUACAUAGGCCACUGGGAUGACCUUCUCUUGGGAACAUUGUUUCUUGUAGAAACACGUGGAAAAAAAAAUUUUUUUUUUUGAGGAUUUCUUUGUACUUAGGGGGGGAAAGCCCCGAUAAACCCAACAACAGGGAAAAAAAAACAAGUGAGUUUGUAAAUAUGAAAAAAAGGAACUUAGUAUAAUUUGGACUCGUUUUUAGCAAGAUGACAGCUUUCCCUCCGAGCCGCCCGCUGAAGCCCCAGCUCACGCGAGGAGCUGCUAGCAUCUUUCUCGGCUUGUGUCAAGCUUCUUACUGUGUAAAUUCUGUACAAAAGAACUUGGGUUUGGUUUGGGGGUUUGGGCUUUUUUUUUUGUUUUGAUUUUUUUGGGGGGGUUCUUUUUGUGUGUGUGCCCUGAUGUAUGUGUGUGUGUGAGUGCGUGUCCAGUUAGACAAAAUUAGCAGCAUCUAAAUGGAGGGGAAAAUGCAGGCCAGCCAUAGGCCUUCUGGCCUUGUCUGCCAACUUAAAUGUGCAAGAGCAAGAAAAAAAAAGUAUAUAUAUUUAUUUCACAGAAGGAAGACAUGUACAGUGUGUGGAGAAGGGUCUAUUUAAGCAAGUUCUGGAUCCCACCCCGACUCCCCUAAGAGAUGGUUCUCUCCCAAACUUUAGAUUGGGGCAAGCACUAAGGGAGAAAAGGGGGCAGGCACAGGGUGGAUUGGAUGGGACCCGUCCUCCCCCAAAUCCCUCACCCUCCCUUCACCAAGUUGGUUCCAAGAAUGAAAGCAGGGAAGGGCCCCCUCCAUCAGAGGAGGCGAGAUGGUUUGAAAUAACUAAGAAAAUGCAGUCAUUUUUUAGUUUGAUUUGACUUGACAAAUUCUUUGCCUUGAAGAUUUCUGCCUCUAGGUAUUCUUUUUGUUUCUUUUGGUUUGUUUUCUCCCCUCCCUCCCCCCUUAAAAAAAAGGCAAUUGGAUUUUUGGGCCAUUUUGUGCAUCUAGACCCCGCCCUCUGUACAUCACCUGUUUUUGAAGAGAAAUGUUUUUGUUGUGGGUGCAUCUUGCUGUAAAUAUUUGUUCAUAUUUUUGUGAAUUCAAUACUAUGUACCAUUGUAUUAUAGUAACUUUUAUAAAGCAAACCCUAAAUAUACUGACUUUUCUUACAGAAA